Molecule: messenger RNA, 1279 nt
Organism: Toxorhynchites rutilus septentrionalis
Lineage: Eukaryota; Metazoa; Arthropoda; Insecta; Diptera; Culicidae
Product: aldo-keto reductase family 1 member B1-like
Exons: 3
Coding region: 195-1154 (319 amino acids)
Cellular component (GO): cytosol
Molecular function (GO): aldose reductase (NADPH) activity
Source: RefSeq, a predicted model, not a curated record
CAGGCAUGCAGCGAACCAGCAUUUAUAUCCAAAUUAGUUACACGAGUGUGUUAAUGAGCGCCGCGAGCAAGCAUUUGCGCGUUUACUCUAUCUGGAUUAUUCGCGAUAACAUAAAAGACAGACGCUGUUCACUUAAACCGUCACAGUUUAAUCCGAGUCGCCGGCAUUAGAUCAUCCAGACAACGGUCCCAAUCAUGGCUUCGAAAAUCCCGAAUGCCAUUUUCAAUAAUGGCAACAGCAUUCCGAUGAUCGGUCUCGGAACAUGGGGUUCUCCAGGUGGUGGUCAGGUGGCCCAAGCCGUGAAGGAUGCAAUUGAUAUCGGUUAUAGACACAUCGAUUGUGCAAUGGCCUAUCAAAAUGAGCAUGAAGUAGGUGAAGGAGUUACUGCCAAAAUUAAGGAAGGAGUGAUAAAGAGAGAGGAUAUUUUCAUUACGAGCAAAUUGUGGAACACCUUCCAUCGUCCAGAUUUGGUCGAGGGUGCUCUGAGGACCACUUUGAAUAGUCUCAUGUUGGAUUAUUUGGAUCUGUAUCUGAUUCACUGGCCCGUGGGAUAUAAGGAAGGCGUUGAGCUCUUCCCCUAUGGACCGGAUGGCAAAACCUAUAUCUUCUCCGAUGUUGAUUAUGUGGAAACUUGGAAGGCAAUGGAGAAGCUUGUUGGUCUCGGAUUGGUGAAGAAUAUAGGUCUUUCUAAUUUCAACAUCAAGCAGGUUCAACGUGUGCUGGACAUUGCCAGAAUAAAACCGGUCACGAACCAAAUUGAAAAUCAUCCAUAUCUCAACCAAGCGAAGCUAACAGCUUUCUGUGCUGAUAAGGGCAUUAUCGUGACCGCAUACAGUCCGCUGGGUUCACCGACCAGGCCAUGGGUGACAAAAGAUGAUAUCGUUCUGAUGGAGGAUGGGACAGUGCAUGCGGUCGCGAAAAAAUAUGCCAAGGAUCCGGCGCAAAUCUUGAUUCGCUAUCAGAUCCAACUGGGACACGUUGUGAUCCCGAAGUCGGUAACCAGAUCUAGGAUCGUUUCCAACUUCGACGUUUUUAGCUUCUCGCUGGAUGCAAGCGAUAUGAAGCAAUUGGCUGGGUUGGAACGUAACGAACGUAUUUCUCCCGAGUUUGGAGCCUACGGCCAUCCGCAUCAUCCGUUUGAGAAGGAGGAAUAAUUGGCGUCAUUUACGGCUAAUAGUGGAUUUGAAGAAAAGCGUUAUUGAGUUACGGACAGAAUGAUUAGCAGACUUGUGUUAAUUCAUCAGUUUGCUAAUAAAAACAUACGAUGAUAAUCACCUUA